Molecule: messenger RNA, 4324 nt
Organism: Oryzias melastigma (Indian medaka)
Lineage: Eukaryota; Metazoa; Chordata; Actinopteri; Beloniformes; Adrianichthyidae
Product: frizzled-7-A
Exons: 1
Coding region: 483-2177 (564 amino acids)
Biological process (GO): non-canonical Wnt signaling pathway; canonical Wnt signaling pathway
Cellular component (GO): plasma membrane
Molecular function (GO): Wnt-protein binding; Wnt receptor activity
Source: RefSeq, a predicted model, not a curated record
GAAGGGAGUGGGCGCCUUGAAACCGGUGGAAUCUGCAAGGAGUGAGAGCGAGCUUCUGGACUUCCAACCGCCCAGCGUGUGAACCGACGCUCAGCGUGAAGUUUAGCCUCAGUGAACAAAAUAUAGGUCAUUCGGUGCCGUAAGUGUUUCGCUUAAGUGAGAAGUUUAACGUUUAGGAAACGCUGGGUUUUUUUUACUGCUCGUAUUUUUGGAGGAAAACUGACUUGGAAGUGUUUUCCAUUGAGUGGGAGUGAGAGUGGACGGCUUGGAGUCACUUACAAAGAACAUUAAGAAGUCAUGACGCGACGGACAUAUUUCUUGGAUUUAUUACCUUAAAAUACAAGGAAAACUCGACUUGGAGUGUCUCGUUUGGACUGUGAGCAAAGUUUCGAACCCGCUGCGGACUUUUUUCGUGUUUUAAGCUGUUUUGAGUUGCCCUAGUUGGAUCAAAGUUUUUCUUUCCCUCCCCCUCCUCCUCAACUAUGGCGGCGGCCAGGUUAUCCUCUGACUCCUUGUGGCUGCGGAUCAUGUGGCUGGUGUGCGGGCUGUAUUUGCCAUCCGUUUCGGCUCAGCACUACAGCGACAGUGGAAUAUCCGUCCCGGAACACGGAUUUUGCCAGCCCAUUUCCAUCCCACUUUGCACCGACAUCGCCUACAACCAGACCAUCAUGCCAAACCUCCUGGGUCACACGAACCAGGAGGACGCCGGACUCGAGGUGCACCAGUUUUACCCGCUGGUGAAGGUCCAGUGCUCCCCCGAGCUCAAGUUCUUCCUUUGCUCCAUGUAUGCGCCGGUGUGCACCGUGCUGGAGCAGGCCAUCCCCCCGUGUCGGUCGCUGUGUGAGCGGGCGCGGCAGGGGUGCGAAGCCCUCAUGAACAAAUUCGGCUUCCAGUGGCCGGAGCGCCUGGACUGCGCCACGUUCCCGGUCAACGGAGGCAGCGAGAUCUGCGUUGGCCAAAACACGUCCGAACCCAGCCACCCAUCCUCAUCAUCCCCACAUGUGCCUGAGUUUGUAACGCAUCCACCCAACAAGUUUCCGAUCCAACCCCAACCUCCAUACAUUUAUCACCAGUUCUCCUGCCCCCUGCAGCUGGAAGUGCCUUCCUACCUCGGCUACAGAUUUAUGGGGGUCAAGGACUGCGGGGCCCCUUGUGAGCCCACUAAGCCAAGUGGGAUCAUGUAUUUCCGAGAGGACGAGGUUAAAUUUGGCCGCCUUUGGGUUGGCAUCUGGUCCAUCCUUUGUUGUGUGAGCACUCUAUUCACCGUGCUCACAUAUUUAGUGGACAUGAGGCGGUUCAGGUACCCUGAGCGACCCAUCAUCUUCCUGUCCGGCUGUUAUUUCAUGGUGGCUGUGGCAUACGCUGCUGGGUUCUUCCUGGAGGACAAAGUUGUCUGUGUGGAUAAGUUCAAGGUGGAAGGCUUCAGGACUGUAGCUCAAGGGACGAAAAAAGAGGGCUGCACGAUCCUCUUCAUGGUGCUGUACUUUUUUGGAAUGGCCAGUUCCAUCUGGUGGGUUAUUUUGUCCCUCACAUGGUUCCUCUCUGCUGGGAUGAAAUGGGGUCACGAGGCAAUUGAAGCCAACUCCCAGUACUUCCACUUGGCCGCCUGGGCGGUACCAGCCAUCAAAACCAUCACCAUACUCGCCAUGGGUCAGGUGGACGGCGACGUCCUGACGGGAGUGUGCUUUGUUGGGAUCUUCAACGUGGACGCCCUACGUGGGUUUGUGCUGGCCCCACUUUUUGUCUACCUGUUCAUCGGCACGUCCUUCCUCCUCGCAGGAUUUGUGUCCCUCUUCCGAAUCCGCACCAUAAUGAAGCACGACGGAACCAAGACGGAAAAGCUGGAAAAGCUGAUGGUGCGGAUCGGGGUCUUCAGCGUGCUCUACACGGUACCAGCCACCAUAGUGAUUGCGUGUUACUUCUACGAGCAGGCCUUCAGGGAGCACUGGGAGCGCACCUGGCACAUGCAAACCUGCAAGCGCUUCGCCGUUCCAUGUCCGGUCCACAACUUUGCUCCCAUGACCCCAGACUUCACCGUGUUCAUGAUUAAGUAUCUGAUGACCAUGAUAGUUGGAAUUACCUCUGGUUUUUGGGUGUGGUCAGGGAAGACUCUUCAGUCGUGGCGGAGGUUCUACAAGCGACUUGGCAAUGGCAACCAUGGAGAAACAACAGUGUGAGAGUUGGAGGAAUAAAUGGCGCCACAUUACAGUUUUGGACAAAACACCAUAAAAAAAUGAGGUUGAAAAGCUUUUUAUGUCAACAUUUUCCCCCUCUUUGGAUUCCCCCUUUCCAGUAUUUGGCAACAACAAAACUUUUUAUCAGUUGCCACAAUACGUUGGAUGAACUUUUUCUCAUCAGUUACACCAAAACUAUUACUUUCCCAUCCAUUUUCGGACUGCACUAGUCCUUGGACUGAAACCCCAGACUGGUAUUUGCAUAUUAUCAAUGGUAUCCUCAUGUUAUAAUUAAAAUAUUGUAGUCCAUGUUUUUCUUGCCAUUUGUAGGUGGACUAACAGGAAAGACUCAUUUGUCGAGCAGCAUGCCUGCACUGCUGCAAAUGCUUUUAAAGGUAUGAUUGUUGCAUCACCAACAACCUUUGACUGUGAAUUCAAUACCUGCUUUUAGCUGAACACAGAAAAAGCUGUAUUAUACUAGACUUUCAGUACACAGCUGCAUCUCUUCAAGUGAGAGAAAUUCUUUCAAGUCUGUUUUAAUGUGCCAAGAUUUUCACAGAAAUAUUUUUCUUCUAUAUUUCCUUUUUUUUUUUUAGACUGAAGAGUAUUCACUAAUGGUCACUAUAUGGAUGAAUGAAGUUUUCUUAUACUGGUUUGCACAGUUAUUGUUAAGUGUAAAAAGAAUGGCUGUUACAGAACUGACUCACCUUGGAGCUCGCAUUUUAACGAAGCCACACAAACGCCUAAUGUACCCGCUGUAACUGAGACACACCGGGCCCAUUGUUGGCCUCCGUGUGUGGUCCUUCUACAGUUGGAUUCCCUAUCAGAAAGACUUUCUGUUAAGCCUCUAAGACACCCAAAGUAGCAUUUUUCCUGCUCCGCGUUUAAUCCGUGGGAGUGUAAACGGCUGCUCUGGAGGAGGCUUUUAUUCUAGCCGAAAAAGUUCACACCUGUUGAGCUUAUUCCCGUACCGUCUUCCUUUAUGUUCUGAAGUUUUUUUUUGUGCUUCUACGCAGACUGAACAAUUUGUUGUUGUGAUGUUAUGUUGGUAUCUGGACUAUUUUAAAGAUCCUAAAAGAGAACCGUGAAACUGCUGUCCAGAGUGUCUGAUCUGUUAAGAGAAAUGUCAGUGGAAGGUCAAAGGUCGCAGCAUUGCAGGGAUUUUUCUAUUUGAAGAAUGCAGUGUAGACAGAUGCGAUUAAGUUUAGCCAUUGUUUAGUGUUUUCUAGGGACCGAAUCACCUCAGUGUGUAGCAGAUUGGUAAUGCAGCAUGUGUGAUGUCCAUGUUAUGUAAAACAUUGGUUGGCUUCAGCUGGUUUGUCACAUCACAUGAUUGAAACAUUGUUUUUUUUAUAUAUAAAAUGAUUUUUUGAACUAUGGAAGUGGAUGAAGUGAAUGCUGUCUAUUAGAUGAUCAAUUGAACACUACAAUUUAUGCGUGACAACACAAGUCACAUUGUUGCUCUAUUCACCUCUGACUAAACAAUGAAAUUAGGAAGAUGGCAUGGUGGCAUGUGACCACGAGGUCAUUUUGCUCUUUAACAACAUCCCUUAUAAAACCUAGGAACGGUCUGUAAACGUAGGUCAACGCGCAGCUUCAUGGCCAUCCUUAAAUUUCCAAAGCUGUGCUCUCAAUCCAUCUAUAUUAUUAUUAUUAAUAUUAUUAUUAAAAAGUUUCUGCUUUGUACCUACCUUUGUGUUAUCCUAAAGGCAGUUUGUAUAUAAUAAAAUUGUGAUAUUUUCCAUGUGAAUGUACUGCAUACCUCAAACCCAGGUUAAAGUCGGCUCAAAUGAUUGACGUUUUGGAAGUGAGUCAGCAAAUCCAUACAGUCAGUCACUGAGUUUUAAUUGUUUUAACCAAAUAAGGUAAAGUAAUUCUGCUAAUGCCUUGAGACAGCUGAGAUCUGCCAUUUCCAACGACACUAGACUGACUUCUUUUUUCGUAAUUAACUGACAUUUUUUUUUUAUUAUUUGCUUUUAGAACAAAUCCAAAUCAGCAAGUAAAAAAGAAAUUUAAGACUUUGUAUUUAUGAGAGGGUACUCUUGUUUUUGUUUUAUUUUUGUCUUUUUUUUACUCCUUUUCCCUUUUUACUGAGAUAAGCCUUUUGCAAGUGUACAUUUGAAUAAAAGUGAUAUAAAGUUUGUAAUGCA